This is a messenger RNA of Phlebotomus papatasi, 1393 nucleotides long. Its product is annotated as ubiquitin domain-containing protein 1. The record is from RefSeq and is a predicted model, not a curated record. The transcript is spliced from 3 exons. The coding region runs from base 1 to 726 and encodes 241 amino acids. NCBI's taxonomy places the organism in Eukaryota, Metazoa, Arthropoda, Insecta, Diptera, Psychodidae. Gene Ontology annotation, molecular function: protein binding.
AUGGGUGGGUGCAUUAGUGUAAAUAGGAACACUGAAGGUGAAACGUUUGAUGCUUCAACACCGUCACGUCCCGCCACAGGUCCGGGAAUUGUCCCGACACGGAAGAACUACCCACUAUGCCAUGAAACCAUUCGGUGGAAAAGUGAUGUGCCACUAACAGAAGGUCAGCUGAGGAGUAAACGCGAUGAGUUUUGGGAUACAGCUCCAGCUUUUGAGGGACGCAAAGAGAUUUGGGAUGCCCUGAGGGCAGCUACUGUAGCUGCUGAAGCGCUGGAUUUCCCACUUGCUCAGGCAAUCCUCGAUGGGGCAAAUGUAUCUGUGCCCAAUGGCUACCUCACAGAGUGCUAUGACGAAUUAGGGACGCAAUACAAGGUUCCCAUCUACUGCCUGUCAUAUCCCAUUAACAUUGUCAAGGAGGACAAUGGUCGGGAUUCGCCAGCAGAAUAUUCAGAACCCGUGGAUGGCGGGGCAGAGGUUGUGCUCAAGCUGAGACUCAGCUCAACGUGUACAGAUGUGAAAUUGUCCGUCUAUUCCAAGGACACUAUCGGACAGUGCAAGAAGAAAUUGCAGAGUCAAGAAGACAUCGAUGCAUGCUGCCAGCGAUGGUUCUAUGGAGGCAAAUUACUUGGGGACAAAAUGCAAGUGGAGGAAGCUCACAUCCAGCCAAGCUAUGUUGUCCAAGUAAUUGUCAAUACGGAACAUUAUCGACAUGGAGUGAAUAGCUAGCCAAAAUCGGUGAUAAAAUUAAUUUAUUUCUAUUUUAUACUGCGAAAUGGCAAAUAAUUUUUUUAAUUCAAUUAUUUAGAUAUUCUCUCUGUGACUGUCGCUAAAAUCACAUCUUAUCUAUACUAUUACAUAUACUCAAAAAGAGAAAAAAAAGAAACUAACCUGAGUCACAAAGAGACUCUUAUCAUCCUGACCCAUCACAGACACAUUUAAUAACCCCAGAGAGAUGAAUAAUUUGUGUAUUAUAGUAAUCUCUGAAUUUCUUUUUAGAAAUUUAUUAAGUAUUCGUAAAUAUCUAAUAUUAACUUAUUGAUUAAUGAAAUGGAAAGAAAGGGCAUUACAACACAUUGAAAGAGACAUAAACAUAUCCCAUGAGCGAACCAUCACAAUUGGUUUAAUCGAUUUUUUCAUCACAAUAUUUUUCAUAUUACAAUACCAAAAAAAUGAUUACACGAUAAUGGUUUAAUGAAGAUUUUGGCUGUAGGGCCCACAUAUUCUGAUCAUUUUGUCGCUCAGAGAUUAAAAAGAAAGACCAAUCGUGAAAUGAAAAAAGGUGUGUAAUAUGUGAAAAAUCGAUAAAUCGAAAAGAUAAUUAUAAUAUUUUAUUAGGAAAUGAUGAACAUGAAGAAAUUUAUGUGAAAUAAAAUAUAGGAGACAUUCCAGUGAA